AUGCCGAGCUCAUCCAGUGCAGCAGGUGAUCCACAGCAUUUGGUCUGGGGGAGACCAGAGCUUGACAGCUUCAGCUCCAGUUCGGGCGACGAAACCUUCAGCCUGUACGAAGGCACGGAGGGCGACAGGAAUCAACAGCAGCGAGCUGAAGCUUCGAGUGCGCACCAGCUGUUGCACGACGGUGAUACAUCCAAUCCUUCUAGCUCUGCCAGCCAAACUGAAAGCUCGGAGAGCCAACACAACGACAAGAAGGCCGGGCGCAUGGUGGCUUGGGGCAAGGAUCAUGUGAAGAAGUUCUACGCGGAACUCAAAGCAGUGGCGAAGCACACUUCCCCCACCAAUAGGACCGCCUGGGACGCCACUGCGAAGAAAGUGGAAGAGCUGGCCCAUCUUCUCGAAAGCAAGGACCAGCUAGAAUCUGAAGGCGACGAGGAAGACGAGGCCGACGAUUCAGAGGACGAGAACCUUGGCGAAGGUAUGUGGUCAGUCGGGUCUGAGCACCAUGCGACAGGGCAAUGCAGGCCCUGCCAUUAUGUCUUCGCGAAAAGUGGUUGUACAAAUGGCGCAGCGUGUACGUUCUGCCAUUUCCAGCAUCCGAAAAGGUUCCGGCCAAGACCCUGCAGGUCCAAGCGAUACAAAUGCAAACGCCUGGCAUCGGUUUUGGACAAGGUGUUUGACAACGACCCUGAUUCUUUUCAAAGUCUGGUGGAUGAGCUGAGCUCCCAAGGUGGCUACCUGAACACGGUUGUCAAGAGUAAGGUAAGAAGCCUGCAACAGCGGGCUCAGGGUCCACAACCGCUGAGCCCAGCACGUCGAGCUCUGAAACCAGAUGAUUCGACCCUGGGCUUAUCCACUUUCGUGCGAGAGGAGGGACUCGUUGCUUCGGAGCGGCAGCACAGCAAAUUGACCCAAGAGGUCAUGCCCACGCAGAAGGAAAUCGAAUGGGAUGCCGUUCGAGCGAUGCUGGGGCAGGCCGACAAAGCUGCUGGCCCUUCCAUGCCUUCAGCGUCACGCGGCGUGGCAGCAGAGCCUCAGCGUGGCGCUUGCCAACCGCAGAAGACCGGAGGACAAGGGUCACCCAUGGCCGAUGGUGCGAGCGUGUUUGAACGCGGCGUCUGCGUCAUUAAAGCCGGGGCAGAUAGGCCUUGCUUGUGUGUCCGGGCUCUGCGCAAUGGCGUGAUGUGCCAGGCCGUGACUGUUGGACUUCUUCAUGCUGAGCUCCUUUUCGCUGCGCACAUGGUCAGAUCAGACGUGUUCGACACGAACAUCACAGCUGAUCUUGAGAUGUGGUGCUGCACGCGUCAGGCAGUGCUGGACCGUUUGGAGUGCCAGUUGCUUUGCAAGCAGACUGCAGGCUGUGGUGCCUUCGUUUACUUUGCAGCCUCGAAGUUCUGCUAUCUUGGGCGCAAUCACAGCGGCGUCGUCGGCACGCAGGGUGCGGUGUCUGGGCCAGUCGCGUGUGCAGAGGACAAGCCAUCCGCGUGUGAAGACCUUCCAAAGAAGCAGUUCCCAGCAGAAACAGCUGAAGGGAGUCAGAGUGCAUGGCCACUGGGAUUCACGCCGACAAACCUUCAGUGCUGGCCCACCAACAUGUACUGGCAGCCUGCCUUCUGCAGAUCCAUUCUGCCCACCUCGAUUGAAAACACAUCGACUGCAGGGCAUUGUCAGGAUUUGCAAAGGGUACACAUCGCCGCCGAAAGGUCAUGUGCAGCAAGCUGUGCCGAGAACGUGCUGUGUUCUGCAUGGCAAGUGCGGAUAAGUGAGGUUACUGCAACGGCACAGACAGUUGGGCUACGAGGUGCCAAAGAAACAGCACCGCGUGGAUUGGAGGAUGUUCCGAGUUGCAGCGAGAGGCCAAAUUUCCAGCUGGCCAUGAAUGCGUGGUGCGGUCAUCAGACUGAGCCUUUCGCGUGCUCGAAGGAGCUCAACAACGACAAUCCCAUAUGGGACUGUCACCAGAGAACAGGUGCGCAUUGCACUUCCGGAGCCAGCCUUUGUGCCUGGCCCGGGCAAGUUGCUCCUCCGGUUCCGGCCGAGUCGACCGGCUCGCCACCUCCGGGCAUUGGGAAUGCAACACGCUUUGUGACGUGGAACCUUUACAUCUUCACUCUGGCCGGUCGCAUUUAUCCGGUUGUGGACGAACUGUUGAGGAUGCAGCCGGAGAUCGCUGCCAUACCAGAGAUGUGGAGGGAGAAGUUUGCCAUCCUGGAUCGCCUCAACCAGGUCUCCGGCAAUGUGUGGGCCUUUGCGCCUGGUGGUGCUACAGAACAAUACAAUGAUGCGGACAUCCUGUAUCGUUCUGACAAGUGGGAGCACGUCGCGAGCGAUCUUGUUCCAUUUUCGGCCGGCCGAGCCAUCAACUGGGCAGUUUUGCGCCGGAAGUCCGACAACUACACCCUCAUCGCAUCAGGCACUCAUCCGCUGUGCUGCUUGGGAGACUUUGUAAUCCUGGAGGCAGUGCAGUUUGUGACUAACGUCCUGCACCAGGUGCAACAGACGCACCCGUACCCCAUCGUCCUCAUGGGAGACCUGAACACGGGGUACUUUCAACCGUCGCAGCAACUGCUCAGACACGGUGAGGCAGAUGGCUUUGGCAGGCACUGGACAGUCCCGCUUACUUUCACGGAUGCAUGGGCAGAGCUCCAUCCCGGCAACCCUGAUCCAUCAACGAUCAAUGAUGACCCGGUCCGCCUCGACUACGUUUACUUUCAGAAGACUCCGCUCUCAAUGGGCGCUUCCGUGUCAGCAUCGCAGGCUUCGCUGGAAGAAUGCUUCCAAGGUGUUGGGAAAGACUGCUUCGGAUCCGCAGCUGAAGCAAGCAUUGCCGAUGCUGGACGUUUUCAGCAUGGCGUCUACCGCGUACUUGCCGACUUGACGGGAGUUGAGCUGGAAGGCUUGAGCCUGAUGUUUGGAACAGUGAGCGUGCCCGCUGUCAGCCAAGAGCAGGCGGUACAUCGCUGUGCUAACCUGUGUCUCUCAAUCCUGGCAUGUCAGGCGUGGCAAUACUCCACCUCGCAGGGGUGCUACAUCGAAGAUCCUUCUCAGGAGAUGCCCUACCCCCCUGUCAUCAGGAAAGGCACAGAGCUUGCCAAGACGGCUGUCGCGGGACAGUACAUCCAGCACGUCUGCCCGGGUCAAAUGAGUCACCUCCGUGGAGACCAGCCAAAGCCCAAGCAUCCCGAGCCCGAGGCACCCAAGGUGGUAUUCGUUGAUGCGGAUGCCGCCGCGCCGCAGAUCCAGAGUCCCGAUGGAGAAAUCGAGGACGCUGUGAUAAGGACAGUUCAGGCCACCACGCAGAGAGAAACGACAGCAGUCCCAGCCGGCGUGAGUGCAUUGACUCCACCGACUACACCUGCCGUGCGAACUUCUGCCAUUCUUCCCGUGAACUCGACACCUGGCGCCGGGGUGGCUGAAGCAAACCCGACAACUUUGCCAAUCCCAGCAGUUUCUUCUCUGCCAGACGGCCUGGCGAAGGUGGUCACAGUGCCUCCAUCAUCGGUAUCAAUAGCACCGGCUGUGGCAGCGCCAGCUGCGGUUUCAACAGCGGCUGCCGCGCCCACUGCACAACCGAUUGCCGCGUUGCCUUCUGCACCCACUGGUGAGCCUGUUCUGGUUGUUGCCAAGAACGGAGCCUCCGAAACGCGCUACAGAGAGAGCGGGCUGAGCGGCCAAGGCAACAUGCUAGUGUCAGAGCCUGCACAGCGUCUCGAGCAUCAUGCCGAGUGGCCCUUCGUCAUUUUCGGCAUUUUGGGUCUGAUUCUGGUCUGUGCUGGUGCGCAUGCCCUUCGCGUCUACGGCAACAAGAAGGCCAACUACUAUUGCGUCGACCCCGAGGAGUCUGACGAUUCGUUGCUCCAUGGCUGA
This is a messenger RNA of Symbiodinium necroappetens, 3864 nucleotides long. Lineage: Eukaryota; Dinophyceae; Suessiales; Symbiodiniaceae. The record is from the annotation of a GenBank genome assembly.